GACCGCUUUGUUUAGGGCCAUCUCUCCCUCGCCGGGUCCCGUCGUCCCUCUCUGCCAAUCGACAUGCGGUCAGUUGCGGUGUGCUGACGCCGGUGUUAGCGGCUGUUGUACGGGCGCAGGGCAGGGUUUGGACUCUGCCAUGAAGCGGAGACGGACAGUGAGGACGGUUUAGAGGAAGAAGCUUCACAGAAAGGGUUUGCAAAUAUGAUGUUCUACUUCGGCGUCAAAGCGCUCGUCGGGCUGUGCGCACUGGUGUUGCUGGUGGCCGGCCUGAUCGACGUGCUCACCAUCAAUUCGGCGAAAAACGAGUGCGAAAUGACGUACAUGUACGAACUUCCCGAGUACAUUCCCAUCAAGCUAAAUAAAGAAAUACAGCAAAAGUACCCAAGGUAUCGCCUUGUCGUUUAUGGAGAAGGAGUGUACGCCCGUCAACUGCGGAGGGGCCACCUCCGCGGCGUUCCCGUCCUGUUCGUGCCGGGCAAUGCCGGUAGUUACCAACAGGUGCGGUCCAUCGGCACCGUGCUGCUGCGCAAGGCCGAGUUCGAGGGACUGCCGUACCGGUUCGAUGUGUUUGCCACUGACUUUCAGGGCGAGCUAUCGGGUCUGUACGGGCCGCUGCUGCGGGACCAGAUCGGCUUUCUGCACGAGUGUGUCCGCACCAUCCGCAACCUGUACAAGUCAACGCCCAAUGCCAGCCUGGUCAUCCUCGGUCACUCCAUGGGUGGUAUGGUGGCACGGUCCCUGUUCACGCUGGACGAUUUUGAACCCGACAGCGUGUCCCUGAUACUGAGCUAUGCCACACCUCACCACAGCGCCGCCAUCUUGGACUCUCACCUAGACGCCGUGUACGCGAAAAUACGGAAAACAUGGUCGCCGCCGCGGCAACCCGUGAUAAUGGUCUCGGUUGGUGGCGGGCGUAGAGAUACCCUUGUCCGCAAUGAGCUCACCCGGCUGGAGCCGCACCCAUACCACAUCAGCACCACGAGCACGGCUGUUCCUGGGGUCUGGGCCUCUGCAGACCACUUGACAAUUGUGUGGUGUCAGCAGUUGGUGGUGACCUCAGCGAGAGCUUUGUUCGAUCUAAUUACUCGUCAGGGUCACCAGGUCAGGCUGACCAAAGAUCGGGAGCGCAUAAAGGCGGUGGUUGACUUCCACUUUGUCAAGCGACCGUAUGGGAAGCAGCUUCCAGAGGAACCUCCCAGUAGUCAGCCCAUCUACUUCGGCUCCAGCGGCGAGUGGUCAGACCACAUCGAACGCUCCUGGCGCGUUCACAAACAGAAGGUGCUGGUGUCCCGUUGGCUGGUGAUGCCCGUCAGGGAGUCUGACUACGUGGUGCUGCGGGCAUCGGGUCUCGGCAACAAGGAGUGGCUGUAUGGCUGCACAGCUGUGCAUAAGGAAGCUGCAUCAGGCAAGCUGCUCUGCACGAUGGGUGUGAGUCUUUCCCGGGAAGGCGUGACGCUCCCGUUCGAAGGCAGUUACGGCAUCGAGCGGCGGGGCUUCACUGCACCCGGUGCCGAGUUAAGGGCACGUGGCUUCAAGGCCCUGGUGGUGCAUGUCCGGCCCACUACGUCCAAGGUGAUUGUGGUGGGAGAGCGUCUGCGGCCCUCCGAGCGGUGGCGAGACGUCAGGCUACCCCCGUGGUGGGGCUUCUCUGAAGUGCUGUUGACGGUGCCGCUGACCGAGGGUGCGGCCUUCUACAACUUGAGCCUGCACGGCCUGUGGCACCCUUGGCAGGCGUAUCGUUUAACACUGCAGACCAAGGUGUGCCGCACGGGAACUCAAGGUGACGGCUUUGUCCGGUUCCUGGUCCCCUGGGGCCUGGAGGACCUGUUCUUUCACAUCCAGUACCACGUGGGCUCGCGUCGCGGCCCGAAGGAGACACCGAUGCUCGUGCACGUACAGAGCAAUGCGGGGAGUAGUGACGGCCCACCACCACAGCUGCACCUUUACCUGGACCCCGAAUGCAGCUACGAGCUUCGUGCUGAGGCCGCCUGGAAGACCAGCCUGGGACAGAUGAUGCGACGGCACAUAACCAUGGUGCCUUCAUACUGCAUCGCCAUCACGUUGGCGCUGCUGGCCGAGCAAUUGUUUUCCACACAUACGUCAGGUGUGAGCCUGGACUUCAACUGUGCCCUGCAGAAGGCCGAGACCUUCCUGGAACUCACUUUGCUGGCCAGCUUGGUCGAGUACUUCUUUCAGAGUCUCUCGGAAGGAGGUGCCGUUCUGGUGAUCGACAACAUGGGUACGACUAACGUUUGGGAGAACGUGGCCCUGCGCGUCUCCCUGUACUGCGUCGGAUGCGGGGCCGUCUACGUUUUGGGAAUCCUGAUUGCGGGCGGCACCUACCUGUUCGCCACGUGGCUCGACAGUAUGCUUGCAAUGGUAAGAGGAACCGACCGGGGUCCGCCGCCCAAAAAGCAGCCGUGGUUGCCGCAAGUGUUCCUGCUGGUGACGGGCCUGCUGCUUCUGAUGGUUGCCACCUGCGCUGCCGUGGCAAUGCUUGUGGCCAGUGUCGUGUUUGCCAUCAGGCUCGUGUACCAGUGCGCCCGCCAGUUGGCCCAGGAGCAGCGACGGGGUCCGUCGAGCGAGACGUGCGGGUGGCGUCUGCAGCUGUGCCUGCUGCACCUGUGGCUCUGGGUUACAGCCCUGGGGCUGCCCGCGGCCCUAGUCUGGUUCUCGGUCGGACCCCUGUCUGCCCCUCCAGGCGGGGCUGAUCCACUGGCGCCAACCGCGACCUUUCUGAUCUUGGCCCAGGCCGUCCUCUGGCAACCUUUCGUUCCGAAUCCCCAGGGGUCAUACUACCGGCCAGUGGCGUGGCUCCUUCGGCUCCUGUCAGUUCGCCUGUGUGCUGUUGUCUCCCGUGCGGAUGUACCGGGCGGCACAGAUCAUUGCGGUGGCCCACUCGGCUCUGGCGUUACAGCAGCUGCUCUCUCCACAACAACUCGGUCACAAAGCCGACUGAACAAACAUGCUUUGGAAACACCUUCCAGACAGGUCACAACACAAGGACAAAUAAAUGUUUUUUUUCUUGCGGCAUUUGCUGAGACUGGUUGA
Molecule: messenger RNA, 3054 nt
Organism: Rhipicephalus microplus (southern cattle tick)
Lineage: Eukaryota; Metazoa; Arthropoda; Arachnida; Ixodida; Ixodidae
Gene: PGAP1
Product: GPI inositol-deacylase
Biological process (GO): endoplasmic reticulum to Golgi vesicle-mediated transport; GPI anchor metabolic process
Cellular component (GO): endoplasmic reticulum
Molecular function (GO): phosphatidylinositol deacylase activity
Source: RefSeq, a predicted model, not a curated record